Schistosoma spindalis is the source of this 4848-nucleotide messenger RNA. Lineage: Eukaryota; Metazoa; Platyhelminthes; Trematoda; Strigeidida; Schistosomatidae. The record is from the annotation of a GenBank genome assembly.
CAAUUAUUGGUUACCGCUUAUCAUGGGACUUUAUCUCCUCACGUUGCUCCACUAUCUUGUGGAUCAGAUAUUUAGGUCAAAGGCUCUGGGUGUGACCCCCUAGGAAAACCACCUGCUUCGGUUUGAGCAUAGAGGCAGUAUCAUAGCCCAUAUAUAAAUCAAGUAACUUGUGUGACGCAUAUCAAUUUGGUGCCUCGUUGUACCAAUGUUUAUGUUUUUAAAUAAAUAAAUAACCCAAUGACCCACUUAUUUACAUUCAUAUCCCUAAACUAAUGCUAGUUAUUUCAAGAUGGUUAUCUAUCCUAAUUAAUAUACAUGUUGCAUAACUACAAAUUGAAAAAAAACAUCUUUCCUUAUCACUAUUUACUUUUUUAAAUCAUAGAAUGAUUGUUAACGGAUCUUUCAUUUCAACAUCUAAUGGAUAAUCAAAAUAAACUGAAUACUGAAUCAACUAUGACAGACAAGUUAAAUGUCUCCUAUAUGUCAUCCCUUCCAUCAAUACCUGAAGUAUCAUCACCACCAUCGUCGAGGAAACGUCGCUCUAUAACGUAUGCUAUUUCUAGAUUGAAACAAAUGAAAAUGGCUCGACAAGAAGUGCAUCUUGAAUCCAAUGUUUCUUCUGAUCAUAUUGAUAUUACAAUUCCCUUAACAAAUACACAAUCAGGUGACACCAAUCAUAAUAAUACAGUACAACUGAAUCAUACUAAUAAUUCAACUCAAUUAAUAACAAUCAUUAAUAAUGACUUAUCAAAUCCUUUACAAUCAUAUAAUUCAUUAUCUGAUAAUAUUACUACUAGUAUUACUAAUAGUAGUACUAUUGAUCGGGAAAUGUCACCAAAAGAAUCUUCUUCACAUUUAAAUAUUACAUCACCAUCAUUAUCAUCAUCAACUACUACUACUACUACUACUACUACUACUACUACUACUACUACUACUACUACUACCACUACUUCUACUACUACUACUACUACUAACAAUAGUAAUAAUAAUAAUAUAAUACAUCAUGAUAAUAAUAUUGAUUCUAUUCUAAUUAGGAAUAAUUCAUCAAAAAUAUUUGCACAAUGUCUUUCAGAUAGUGAAUCUGAUGAAUACAUCGACUUGGAUACUAUUGAUGUUACAACAUGGUCUACAACAUAUUCUACAAAGGAUAAGAAUAAGAAGAACAAUAUAAGGAAUAAGAAUAAUAAGCGAAAGAAAGAAUCCACAACUAUGAAUGAUCAUCAUUCUGAAUUAACAAUAAUAACUAAUGAUAAUAAUAGUAAUAGUAAUAAUAAUAAUAAUAAUAGUAAUAAUAAUAGUAAUAAUGAUAAUAAUAAUGCAAUACAUCAUGAUACUACUAUUGAUUCUAUUGUAGUUCGGAAUAAUUCAUCAAAAAUAUUUACACAAUGUCUUUCAGAUAGUGAAUCCGAUGAAUAUAUCGACAUAGAUACUAUUAAUGAUACAAUAUGGUCUACAAAAGAUAAAAAUAAGAAUAAAAAGAAUAAUAUAAGGAAUAAUAAGAAUAAUAAGAGGAAAAAGGAAUUCACAACUAUGAAUGAUCAUCAUUCUGAAUUAACAAUAAUAACUAAUGAUAAUAAUAGUAAUAAUAAUAAUAAUAAUACUAUUAUAAAACAAAUACCUCAAUUAUCGAAUAAUGAAAGUAUACGGAAUGAUUAUGUACAAUUAGAUGAAUCUAUUUCUUCGCAUGAAACUAAUCCAUUACAUAACAAUAUCAUUAAUAAUAAUAAUAAUAAUAAGAUUAUGGAAUCAGAUGAUUAUUGUUGGAUAUGUCAUAAACCUGGUGAAGUUGUUAUAUGUAGUUAUUGUCCGAGAGUGUUUCAUGCAACUUGUUUAUGUGCAACAGACUUUCCAGAUGUAUGGCUUUGUCCUGAAUGUCAAGAUGUUAUGUUAGCUGAAUGUUCAUUGUAUCAAUUAGAAUCAUGGUGUAAUAUUACCGAAGAUCAAUUGAAACGAAUGUUAUUCUUUCUUUUGGAUCGAUUAUCUAGACAAUCUUGGGCACGAUAUUUUCGUGAACCAGUCGACUCAACAACUGUUAAAAAUUAUAAAGAAUUAAUAAAGUAUCCAAUUGAUUUACGUACUUUAUAUUCUCGUGUUAAAUCAGGUGUAUACGCUUCACCUCAAGCUUUUCUUGGAGAUUUCCGAUGGAUACUUCAUAAUUGUAUCAUAUUUAAUGGUGCCAGUUCUUCUAUUACAUCAUCUGCACGUCUUCUAGAUCGUACAUUUCAUCGUGAGUUUAAUUUAAUGCGUGCUUGUCCAACAUGUUAUCUUAAUCGUAUGCCAGCAAUUCAUUUAUUACCAUCGACAACUAGAAAACUGCCUCCAUUAACUGAAAAUGAACCUGAAUCUUAUUUAACUGUAGCUUCAGUACAAUCAUCAUCAUUAUUACCAAAUGAAUCAAAUGAAAUAAUUAGAAAUGAUAGUAUCAGCGUUUUUAAUGGUGUUAACGAUGAAUGCAACAAUAAUACUCCUACUAAUACUACUAGUAAUAAUAACGAAUCCAAAAGUUUGUCAUCAUCAUCAUCGGUACCUACAUUAGAUCCUUGGUGGUUUUGUAAAUUAUGUGAUGUGAUUCAUCCAAUUGUCUGGGUACGUCUUCAAAAUUAUCCACGUUGGCCAGCCAAAGUAAUUGCACAUGAUGGUAACUUUCUUCUUGUCUCAUUCUUUGGUGAUUAUGAUGUGACUAUUGCACCGACUGGUUCCGCUAAACUUCAUUCAUCUAGUCAAUCAAAAAGUUUAUCGAAACUAUCUAUCAUCACUAUGGAUUCUAAUAUUAAUAAUAAUAGUAUUGACAAGGAAAGUAACUCUGAUUGUAAUGGUACCAAACCUAUUACUUCUAUUGUUAGUAAUGAUAGUGUAACUUCUCAAUCUUCCAAGACAACAUCAUCACUAACUUCAGCAUUAACAACAUCAACAACAACCAUGGAUCCUAUGGUUAAAGAGAAUUUCCAUAAAGCUGUUGCAGAAUUAAAUUAUCAUAUAAAUUUAAUUUAUCAACGUUAUCCUGAAUUUAAACUACCUAUCAGUCAAUUGAGAUUUACUAAACAUCAUGUUAAAAAAUACUAUGGUCCAUUCAUUGAAAAUCCUUCUACUUCUUCUUCUGUAUCUGAAACAAUAACAAAUCUCAUUAAAGAAACAAAUUCUAUCAUUGAUAUGAAUCAUACUGUAAAUAAUACAACACAAGUGAUUUGUAAUACAACUUCUAAUAGUAUCAAUACUAUCAGUUCAACUAAUGUUAAUAAUAAAAAUAAUGAAAAAUUAGAUAAUACAAUAAAAUCAAAUUGUAUACAUUCAUCAAAUGAUACUUAUCGUGAACCAGUUUUAACACGUGUUGCUGCUAGUCUACGUAAUUCACCAAUUAUUACAUCAGAAUCAUCAACAGUAUUACAAACUUCAUGUUUACCAAUAAUUAGUAUAAAUACUAUAAAACGUAAAUAUAAUGAUAAUACAUCUUGUUCAUCAACAGUUACUAUGGAAUUAGAAAGUAUUAGUUCAGAAGAUAUUCAUGAUACAAUUGAUUAUAAUAAGAAAAAACAUAAAAAAAGUAAACAUCAUCAUUUGAAAAAGAUUACUUUAAAACCAUUAUCUGAAAAGAAGACUAUAACUAUUGUCACCAACUUAGAUAAUAACGAUGAGACCAAUAGUAAAGAUAAUAAUGAUAGUAAUAAUAAUAAUAAUAAAAGCAACGACGAUACGGUUGUUAUCAAAGACAAUUCAUUACCUAUUGAAUAUGAACCUAUAGUUUCAUUAACAACAGAUGAAAUACCAUCUGUCUCUGAUAUUAUGAUACCUUCUACUUCAAACACAUCAGACAAUGUACAUAUGAUAUUGGAUGAUUUUCGAAAUUCUGUUUAUGAUGCUUUACAAAGAUUACAGGAACAAUUAGCUCCUACAAUAAAUGCUACAGACAAUGCUGGUGUUCAUCCACUAACUACUUCAGAACUACCAAAUUUACAUCCAAUUUGUUGUGAUGUCGCAAUACAAACUAAUAAUGAUAUUCAUCUAUUAGAUGAUAAUAAAUCAUUGAAAACUUUAAAUGUGAUAAAUGAAUCAAAAUCCGUUCAAACAGAUAUAAUGGAAGUAUCUACAGAUCUUUCUAUAUUAAAUGAUUAUAGACCGCCGACAUUACAAGAACGUAUGAUGGAAGCGGAAAUUCUUCGUAUGGAACAAGAAAUUCAACGUUUAAAUGUAUUAGUUAGAUAUGCACGUGCUGAAAUGGGAUUAGAAAUGCAACGUCGUAUAGGUGAAUUACGUAGAAUAUGGAAUGAUGAAUUAAUUGCUAUUAUGGAAGCUGCUAGUAGAAUAUGGGAAUAUGAUGUUAUAAGAAUAGUUGAUGUUGUAAAACGUUGUCAAUGGUGUGCAUAUUGUGGACGUAUAGCUUAUUAUUAUUGUUGUUGGAAUACAUCGUAUUGCAAUAGUAAUUGUCAGUCGAAACAUUGGCCUUUUCAUAUGGGUUCUUGUGUACAAGUUAAAAGUCAAUUGACUAAUAAUAAUAAUAAUAAUAAUAAUAAUAAUAAUAAUAAUAAUAAUAAUAAUAAUAAUAAUAAUAACAAUUUAAAUGGUUCUAUACGUCAUCAUACUCCAUCACCCAACAUAACCAAUUCAUCUAAUAUCACCGAUCAACAACGUUUCUCUUUAUCACAACCAUCGGUUCUUGAACAUCUUACACAAAAUCAUCCUUAUCAUCCUCCUCAUCAUCACCACCACCAACAACGAAUGAUUUUACAAAAUCCAUCAAUUGGUAUGUAUCAAUUAAACAAUGAUGGUACUUCAUUAACUAAUAGUAAUACUUUAUUUCAACGUUCAUUAUCAUCAUCUUCUGUUUUACAAUCUCGAACAUUUAAGAAUUGA